Ylistrum balloti is the source of this 6105-nucleotide messenger RNA. RefSeq names its product deleted in malignant brain tumors 1 protein-like. The coding region runs from base 1 to 6105 and encodes 2034 amino acids. Gene Ontology annotation, cellular component: membrane. NCBI's taxonomy places the organism in Eukaryota, Metazoa, Mollusca, Bivalvia, Pectinida, Pectinidae. The record is from RefSeq and is a predicted model, not a curated record. The transcript is spliced from 18 exons.
AUGUCUGUGUUGCAUUUAGCUUGCACAGGAAAAGAGGCAGACUGUAAUCAGUGCCACAAGGAGGAUUUCAUUAUCGGUAUCUCGGUAUGUCCCUCCAACAUGGAAGCUGGCGUGGACUGUUUCGGUGGCAUGGUGACACCGUCACCGACACCUGGUAAUUUGGCUUCCUCUACAAAGAUGCCUAUUACAAGUCACGUGCAAGUUGAACCUGAUGGCCGAGUUCUCAUCACUGGCAACUCUUUGUCCAUUUUCGGCACAAUUUGUGGAGAUGGAUGGAGCGACGAGUCAGCAAGCGUGGUUUGUCGUAAUGCGGGUUUGUCCAAUACAGGUACAGCUAUCAUGUUACCGCCUUCCUCUGUCUAUAGGACGAUGUCUGUGUUGCAUUUAGCUUGCACAGGAAAAGAGGCAGACUGUAAUCAGUGCCACAAGGAGGAUUUCAUUAUCGGUAUCUCGGUAUGUCCCUCCAACAUGGAAGCUGGCGUGGACUGUUUCGGUGGCAUGCUGACACCGUCACCGACACCUGGUCACGUGCAAGUUGAACCUGAUGGCCGAGUUCUCAUCACUGGCAACUCUUUGUCCAUUUUCGGCACAAUUUGUGGAGAUGGAUGGAGCGACGAGUCAGCAAGCGUGGUUUGUCGUAAUGCGGGUUUGUCCAAUACAGGUACAGCUAUCAUGUUACCGCCUUCCUCUGUCUAUAGGACGAUGUCUGUGUUGCAUUUAGCUUGCACAGGAAAAGAGGCAGACUGUAAUCAGUGCCACAAGGAGGAUUUCAUUAUCGGUAUCUCGGUAUGUCCCUCCAACAUGGAAGCUGGCGUGGACUGUUUCGGUGGCAUGGUGACACCGUCACCGACACCUGGUAAUUUGGCUUCCUCUACAAAGAUGCCUAUUACAAGUCACGUGCAAGUUGAACCUGAUGGCCGAGUUCUCAUCACUGGCAACUCUUUGUCCAUUUUCGGCACAAUUUGUGGAGAUGGAUGGAGCGACGAGUCAGCAAGCGUGGUUUGUCGUAAUGCGGGUUUGUCCAAUACAGGUACAGCUAUCAUGUUACCGCCUUCCUCUGUCUAUAGGACGAUGUCUGUGUUGCAUUUAGCUUGCACAGGAAAAGAGGCAGACUGUAAUCAGUGCCACAAGGAGGAUUUCAUUAUCGGUAUCUCGGUAUGUCCCUCCAACAUGGAAGCUGGCGUGGACUGUUUCGGUGGCAUGGUGACACCGUCACCGACACCUGGUAAUUUGGCUUCCUCUACAAAGAUGCCUAUUACAAGUCACGUGCAAGUUGAACCUGAUGGCCGAGUUCUCAUCACUGGCAACUCUUUGUCCAUUUUCGGCACAAUUUGUGGAGAUGGAUGGAGCGACGAGUCAGCAAGCGUGGUUUGUCGUAAUGCGGGUUUGUCCAAUACAGGUACAGCUAUCAUGUUACCGCCUUCCUCUGUCUAUAGGACGAUGUCUGUGUUGCAUUUAGCUUGCACAGGAAAAGAGGCAGACUGUAAUCAGUGCCACAAGGAGGAUUUCAUUAUCGGUAUCUCGGUAUGUCCCUCCAACAUGGAAGCUGGCGUGGACUGUUUCGGUGGCAUGGUGACACCGUCACCGACACCUGGUAAUUUGGCUUCCUCUACAAAGAUGCCUAUUACAAGUCACGUGCAAGUUGAACCUGAUGGCCGAGUUCUCAUCACUGGCAACUCUUUGUCCAUUUUCGGCACAAUUUGUGGAGAUGGAUGGAGCGACGAGUCAGCAAGCGUGGUUUGUCGUAAUGCGGGUUUGUCCAAUACAGGUACAGCUAUCAUGUUACCGCCUUCCUCUGUCUAUAGGACGAUGUCUGUGUUGCAUUUAGCUUGCACAGGAAAAGAGGCAGACUGUAAUCAGUGCCACAAGGAGGAUUUCAUUAUCGGUAUCUCGGUAUGUCCCUCCAACAUGGAAGCUGGCGUGGACUGUUUCGGUGGCAUGGUGACACCGUCACCGACACCUGGUAAUUUGGCUUCCUCUACAAAGAUGCCUAUUACAAGUCACGUGCAAGUUGAACCUGAUGGCCGAGUUCUCAUCACUGGCAACUCUUUGUCCAUUUUCGGCACAAUUUGUGGAGAUGGAUGGAGCGACGAGUCAGCAAGCGUGGUUUGUCGUAAUGCGGGUUUGUCCAAUACAGGUACAGCUAUCAUGUUACCGCCUUCCUCUGUCUAUAGGACGAUGUCUGUGUUGCAUUUAGCUUGCACAGGAAAAGAGGCAGACUGUAAUCAGUGCCACAAGGAGGAUUUCAUUAUCGGUAUCUCGGUAUGUCCCUCCAACAUGGAAGCUGGCGUGGACUGUUUCGGUGGCAUGCUGACACCGUCACCGACACCUGGUAAUUUGGCUUCCUCUACAAAGAUGCCUAUUACAAGUCACGUGCAAGUUGAACCUGAUGGCCGAGUUCUCAUCACUGGCAACUCUUUGUCCAUUUUCGGCACAAUUUGUGGAGAUGGAUGGAGCGACGAGUCAGCAAGCGUGGUUUGUCGUAAUGCGGGUUUGUCCAAUACAGGUACAGCUAUCAUGUUACCGCCUUCCUCUGUCUAUAGGACGAUGUCUGUGUUGCAUUUAGCUUGCACAGGAAAAGAGGCAGACUGUAAUCAGUGCCACAAGGAGGAUUUCAUUAUCGGUAUCUCGAUAUGUCCCUCCAACAUGGAAGCUGGCGUGGACUGUUUCGGUGGCAUGCUGACACCGUCACCGACACCUGGUAAUUUGGCUUCCUCUACAAAGAUGCCUAUUACAAGUCACGUGCAAGUUGAACCUGAUGGCCGAGUUCUCAUCACUGGCAACUCUUUGUCCAUUUUCGGCACAAUUUGUGGAGAUGGAUGGAGCGACGAGUCAGCAAGCGUGGUUUGUCGUAAUGCGGGUUUGUCCAAUACAGGUACAGCUAUCAUGUUACCGCCUUCCUCUGUCUAUAGGACGAUGUCUGUGUUGCAUUUAGCUUGCACAGGAAAAGAGGCAGACUGUAAUCAGUGCCACAAGGAGGAUUUCAUUAUCGGUAUCUCGGUAUGUCCCUCCAACAUGGAAGCUGGCGUGGACUGUUUCGGUGGCAUGCUGACACCGUCACCGACACCUGGUAAUUUGGCUUCCUCUACAAAGAUGCCUAUUACAAGUCACGUGCAAGUUGAACCUGAUGGCCGAGUUCUCAUCACUGGCAACUCUUUGUCCAUUUUCGGCACAAUUUGUGGAGAUGGAUGGAGCGACGAGUCAGCAAGCGUGGUUUGUCGUAAUGCGGGUUUGUCCAAUACAGGUACAGCUAUCAUGUUACCGCCUUCCUCUGUCUAUAGGACGAUGUCUGUGUUGCAUUUAGCUUGCACAGGAAAAGAGGCAGACUGUAAUCAGUGCCACAAGGAGGAUUUCAUUAUCGGUAUCUCGGUAUGUCCCUCCAACAUGGAAGCUGGCGUGGACUGUUUCGGUGGCAUGGUGACACCGUCACCGACACCUGGUAAUUUGGCUUCCUCUACAAAGAUGCCUAUUACAAAUAACAGGACGGAAGAAGUAUAUAUCGGUCCGAAUGGUCGUGUCAUGGUGUUUGACAAAGUUAAGGGAAUAGAAGGUACAGUGUGCAGUAACGCUUGGGAUGAUCGAGAUGCCGAAGUUGUUUGUCGGUAUCUUGGUCUAGGUAGUCCAGCUGUGGCGGAAACUCUGCCAAGGGACUUUGGCUUCAACAGGACAGCGUUUGGUAUACAUUGUCUUGGCAACGAGACUGAUAUUUCGCAAUGUAGUGCCGAUACAUAUGAUGUAACUAUGGGAGCAUGUGACCAAAUGGGCGAUGCUGUGGCGAGAUGUGCAAUGAUGCCAGUGACAAACAACAUAACACACGACGUAUACAUUGAUCCAAGUGGUCGAGUUAUGAUGUUUGAUAAAGCAAAGAGAACUGAGGGCACUGUGUGCAGUAACGCUUGGGAUGACCGAGACGCCGAAGUGCUUUGUCGAUAUCUUGGUCUAGGUGGUCCGGCUUCAGCAGAAACUUUGCCAAGGGACUUUCGCUUUAACAGAACAGCGUUUGGUAUACAUUGUCUUGGAAAUGAGACUGAUCUUUGGCAAUGCAAGGGUGACAACUACGACGUAACUAUGGGAGCUUGCAACUAUAUGGAUGAUGCCGUGGCGAGAUGUGGAAUCACGCCCAAGACAAAUAACAGGACGGAAGAAGUAUAUAUCGGUCCGAAUGGUCGUGUCAUGGUGUUUGACAAAGUUAAGGGAAUAGAAGGUACAGUGUGCAGUAACGCUUGGGAUGAUCGAGAUGCCGAAGUUGUUUGUCGGUAUCUUGGUCUAGGUAGUCCAGCUGUGGCGGAAACUCUGCCAAGGGACUUUGGCUUCAACAGGACAGCGUUUGGUAUACAUUGUCUUGGCAACGAGACUGAUAUUUCGCAAUGUAGUGCCGAUACAUAUGAUGUAACUAUGGGAGCAUGUGACCAAAUGGGCGAUGCUGUGGCGAGAUGUGCAAUGAUGCCAGUGACAAACAACAUAACACACGACGUAUACAUUGAUCCAAGUGGUCGAGUUAUGAUGUUUGAUAAAGCAAAGAGAACUGAGGGCACUGUGUGCAGUAACGCUUGGGAUGACCGAGACGCCGAAGUGCUUUGUCGAUAUCUUGGUCUAGGUGGUCCGGCUUCAGCAGAAACUUUGCCAAGGGACUUUCGCUUUAACAGAACAGCGUUUGGUAUACAUUGUCUUGGAAAUGAGACUGAUCUUUGGCAAUGCAAGGGUGACAACUACGACGUAACUAUGGGAGCUUGCAACUAUAUGGAUGAUGCCGUGGCGAGAUGUGGAAUCACGCCCAAGACAAAUAACAGGACGGAAGAAGUAUAUAUCGGUCCGAAUGGUCGUGUCAUGGUGUUUGACAAAGUUAAGGGAAUAGAAGGUACAGUGUGCAGUAACGCUUGGGAUGAUCGAGAUGCCGAAGUUGUUUGUCGGUAUCUUGGUCUAGGUAGUCCAGCUGUGGCGGAAACUCUGCCAAGGGACUUUGGCUUCAACAGGACAGCGUUUGGUAUACAUUGUCUUGGCAACGAGACUGAUAUUUCGCAAUGUAGUGCCGAUACAUAUGAUGUAACUAUGGGAGCAUGUGACCAAAUGGGCGAUGCUGUGGCGAGAUGUGCAAUGAUGCCAGUGACAAACAACAUAACACACGACGUAUACAUUGAUCCAAGUGGUCGAGUUAUGAUGUUUGAUAAAGCAAAGAGAACUGAGGGCACUGUGUGCAGUAACGCUUGGGAUGACCGAGACGCCGAAGUGCUUUGUCGAUAUCUUGGUCUAGGUGGUCCGGCUUCAGCAGAAACUUUGCCAAGGGACUUUCGCUUUAACAGAACAGCGUUUGGUAUACAUUGUCUUGGAAAUGAGACUGAUCUUUGGCAAUGCAAGGGUGACAACUACGACGUAACUAUGGGAGCUUGCAACUAUAUGGAUGAUGCCGUGGCGAGAUGUGGAAUCACGCCCAAGACAAAUAACAGGACGGAAGAAGUAUAUAUCGGUCCGAAUGGUCGUGUCAUGGUGUUUGACAAAGUUAAGGGAAUAGAAGGUACAGUGUGCAGUAACGCUUGGGAUGAUCGAGAUGCCGAAGUUGUUUGUCGGUAUCUUGGUCUAGGUAGUCCAGCUGUGGCGGAAACUCUGCCAAGGGACUUUGGCUUCAACAGGACAGCGUUUGGUAUACAUUGUCUUGGCAACGAGACUGAUAUUUCGCAAUGUAGUGCCGAUACAUAUGAUGUAACUAUGGGAGCAUGUGACCAAAUGGGCGAUGCUGUGGCGAGAUGUGCAAUGAUGCCAGUGACAAACAACAUAACACACGACGUAUACAUUGAUCCAAGUGGUCGAGUUAUGAUGUUUGAUAAAGCAAAGAGAACUGAGGGCACUGUGUGCAGUAACGCUUGGGAUGACCGAGACGCCGAAGUGCUUUGUCGAUAUCUUGGUCUAGGUGGUCCGGCUUCAGCAGAAACUUUGCCAAGGGACUUUCGCUUUAACAGAACAGCGUUUGGUAUACAUUGUCUUGGAAAUGAGACUGAUCUUUGGCAAUGCAAGGGUGACAACUACGACGUAACUAUGGGAGCUUGCAACUAUAUGGAUGAUGCCGUGGCGAGAUGUGGAAUCACGCCCAAGACAAGUAUGAUUCAUUAG